Molecule: messenger RNA, 3377 nt
Organism: Trichosurus vulpecula (common brushtail)
Lineage: Eukaryota; Metazoa; Chordata; Mammalia; Diprotodontia; Phalangeridae
Product: condensin complex subunit 3-like
Biological process (GO): mitotic chromosome condensation
Cellular component (GO): condensin complex; condensed chromosome; cytoplasm
Source: RefSeq, a predicted model, not a curated record
AUGAAGAAGGCUGUGAAAGAAAUUACGCAGAAGAAACUUCUGCAGGCUUGGUUACAUUUUAGUGAAGGAGAUAUCUUACAAGUUCUUCAUGGACUGGAUGUAGAAAACUGCCCUGAAGUGGCAGACUCAUUCUUGAAGGCCUUGUUUGCCCCAAUUCCUCUUAGUGAACUGAUGGAAGUCUGCAAAAACAGUGAUGGCAGGAAAUUGAUCCCUGUGGAAACACUAACCCCAGAAAUUGCUUUGUUUUGGAGAGUUCUUUGUGAAUAUCUGAAAUCUAAAGGAGAUGAAGGGGAAGCUUUCUUAGAGCAGAUUUUGCCAGAAACUGCUAUCUAUGCAGAAUAUCUGCUGAGUUAUACUCAGAACAUUCCAAUUGUUACUGAAGAAAAAAGAGGAAAUUUUGCCUUUAUGGAAAAUUCGAUGACAAAAGAGUUUAUAGGUCAACAGUUGAUUCUAAUUAUCAAGUCCUUGGAUACCAAUGAAUUAAAACGCAGAAAGCAAUUAUUGGCUGUCCUUCAGGAGAUUCUCACCCUACCAACUCUUUUUGAGAGACUGCUUCAUCUUUUUAAUGAUGAUAUUAAGAAGACACAGAUUGUUACAGAAAUUAUUUCAGAGAUCCGGGAGCCCAUAGUCACUGCUGAUCCUACUGAAGAUUCUGCUGAAGCAAGAAAAAAAGAACUCCAGAUAAAAGUAAAGCUUACUGAAGCCAAGGGAGCUCUGGAGGAAUGCCUUACUCUCCAGGAUUUUAACCAUGCCUCCCUGUUAAAAGAGGAAAUAAAAGAACUAGAAGAUACCAAAAUGGACCUAAUAAAAGAAACAGAACAACUUGAGAUGAAGGAGGUUCACAUGGAAAAGAAUGAUCCUGAAACAUUACAGAAAUGUCUAAUUUUAUUCUAUGAACUUCUGAAACAGAUCUCUAUUUCCACAGGCAUAAGUGCAACCUUGAAUAUUAUUAUUGACUCUUUGAUUCUUCCUGGAAUAACAAGUAUUUAUCCUGAAGUGAGAAAUAUGGCUGUUUUAUGCUUAGGUUUUUGUGGUCUGCAGAACCAAGAUUUUGCCAGUGAACAUUUUGCACUGUUAUUGCAGGUAAUUGCAAUGGAUGAUGUCACGAUAAAAAUAAGUGCUCUCAAGGCAGUUUUUGACCACCUAUUGUUGUUUGGGACUGAGCCAUUUAAAUCCAAAAAAGUCAAGGACCUUGAGAGUAGAGAAGCCGAGAUAACUAAAGGCUGUGAUCCUGACCACGGGAUAAAAAUAAAAGCUGUGGGAGAAGAGACUGCCUCUAAGAACAUCCUGAAGCUUCUGGCUGUUUUUUUAGACAGUGAGAUUUCUGAGCUCCACACAGCUGCUGCAGAAGGACUUGCCAAACUGAUGUUCUCUGGAUGAUUAGGUAGUAGCAGGCUUCUUUCUCCUCUUGUCUUGUUGUGGUACAAUCCUGUGACUGAAGAGGAUGUUCCACUGCGACAUUGUCUAGAGGUGUUCUUCCCUAUAUUUGCUUAUGCAAACAGGACUAAUCAGGAGUGCUUUGAAGACACUUUUUUCCCAACUCUGAAAACACUGCUUAAUGUGCCUGCAUCUCCUCCUUUAGCUGAAAUAGAUAUUGCUAAUGUAGCUGAACUACUUGUAGACUUGACAAGACCAAGUGGAUUGAACCCUCAAGCCAGAAAUUCCCAGGACUACCAGGCUUCAACAGUACAUGAUAAUUUAGCCAUAAAAAUUUGCAAUGAAAUCUUAAUAAGUCCAUGUGCACCAGAAAUUUGUAUUUAUGUAAAAGUCUUGAAUUCUUUAGAACUCAGUGACAAUUCUACAAAAGAACUUACUGUGUUAUUGGAUGAGAUUCUUGAGGAAGUAAAAGAUAGGACAUGUUUGAGAGCCUUAGAGAAAAUCAAGAUACAGUUGAGCAAAGGAAGUAAUGAACAUGGUGACCAAUUUCCAAGAUCCCAGGACACUGAUAGCGCUACCAUGGCCAGUAAUCAGAAUGAGGAAGAAAAGAAUAAAGAAAUGUUUCCUUUUAUAACCAAAACCCCGGUGGCCAAUAGGCGCUCGGCUACUGGGGAUGGGGGAGGGGCACGCGGCUGCGUCCCUGAUUAUGGGUCACGCCUUUGGUUCCCCACCCCCCACCCCGCAGCAGCUGGAGCAUCCACGCAGCUGCUCCUCUGCGGGCGGGUUCUCCAGAUGCAGCAGGAGAAAGAGCGGCACCUGAAGGAGGAGGAAGAGGCACCUCUGCUGGGAAAGCAGAAGGUGCAGGAGGAUCAGGAGGAGGACCAGGAGGAGGACAAGUGCUGUCACCCCAAGGAGGUGAAGAUGGAUCAGGAAGAGCAUCUUGAGAAGGUCCUGCAAGCCUGUGAGGUGGUGGAUCACCUGGAGGUGGAGAAGCAGCAGCAGGCUCAGCUGGAGGAGGAGCCGGAGGAGGAGAAAGAGGGAAGGAACCAGGAGCAGCUGCAAAAGGAAGAGAAGGAAGAGGAACAAGAAAAGAAGAAGGAGGAGGAGAAAGAGGAGCUUCUGCAGAAGGGGGCUGAGGCCCAAGGGACCGGGGAGCAGCAGGAGCAGCAGCCGGCCCUUGAGGGGGAGCAGGAGAGGCGGCAGGGCAAGUGGGCGCGGCAAGAGAAGGAGAGAUUACUGAGUGAACCAGAGGAGAAGAGGAGGAAGGAGGAGUGUCAGCACCAGGAGCAGAAGGAGCUCACAGAGGAGCAGGAGGAGGCCAAGGACGUUGCAGCUGCUGCCGGGGACUCCAAGGGGGGCACCGAGAUCAAUCCAGACAACCACGGGAUGGGUCUGAAUAGUGAGAACUCCACAAAUGAUAAGACCCGGGCCCAAAAGCGUGUUGUUUUGUUCGAUGUGCCCCAGCUCAGCCCGGCCCUCAUCAGUCAGUUGUGCCAGCCUCUUCCCCCGAACCCACUCUUCGGGAGCUUCGGCAGUCCAAGGGUCCGGGACGUAUUCAACAAGAGUAAACUGCAGGAUCAAACACCUAAAACAACUCCAAAAGACUCAUGAAUGAAGCAGACUGUUGACUGUUUUGUUUUGGUUUGGUUUGUUUUUUCUUUCUCAUGUUUCCUCCCAUUCAUUCUAAUUCUUCUGUGCAAUGUGACUAAUGUGAAAAUCUGUUUAAUAAUUAUGUAUAUGAGAGCCUACACCAGAUUGCACGCCAUGUUGGGGAGGAGGUAGAGGAGGGAGGCGGAGAAAAACUAAACCUUAUUGAAGUUGUCAACCUGAAAAUUUGGUUAAAGUAGGCAAACAAGCUAAGUGAUAUGUGAAUUCAUCAUGUUUAUUCCCUUAAAGCUAGAGAAGCUAGUUUACUUGUACAUAGAAGGAGCCAGAGCUUAUGUUCUGACUGUCUGAACAAAGGAAUGAGAAGGUUUAAAUACAUUUUUUGUCCCUACUCA